Molecule: messenger RNA, 1323 nt
Organism: Harmonia axyridis
Lineage: Eukaryota; Metazoa; Arthropoda; Insecta; Coleoptera; Coccinellidae
Product: glycerophosphodiester phosphodiesterase 1-like
Exons: 6
Coding region: 129-1196 (355 amino acids)
Biological process (GO): lipid metabolic process
Molecular function (GO): phosphoric diester hydrolase activity
Source: RefSeq, a predicted model, not a curated record
UAUUUUCUGCCCUUGAAUUUUUAUUUCUGACUCUGACACAUUUAUUGUGAGGUUAGGACAGUUCAACCUAGAACGAUUACGUCAGGUCGUCAGUUUGAAUUGGUAGCUGGAUUGAGAUAGGCUUUGGGAUGGAUCAAGCUUCAGCUCAUAUUUUGUUUUCUGCUUUAAAAAUAGCAGUUUUUUCUAUAGGAGGUGUGAGGCUUUUUGAAGAAGUUUUUCUCAGUUAUUUUCCUCUUGGGGUCUUGAUAAUAGUGGCCAUAGUGUGUAGUGUAUUUUACUACAGGGUGCCACCCCCGAGCUCUGAUGUUGUUGAAGCGAUUUUAGGGAAAGAUUUAUCAGAAAUAGAUAAUGGUAGUUCCCAGUAUGUUGUUAAGACAGUGGCUCAUAGGGGGGCAGGUUUGGAUGCCCCAGAAAACACUUUAGCCGCUUUUAAAAUGUGCAAGGACAAAGGCUGUGACUUCAUCGAAUUCGAUGUAUGCCUGACGGCAGACGGUGUGCCUAUUGUUUUCCAUGAUAGUUCCACUGGAAGAAUGGCUGAUUUAGACCUAGUAAUUAAUGAGAAAAACUGGGCUGAUCUAUGCAAUAUUAACUUAUCAGCCAAGCAUCCUUUCAAGGAUCGCUAUCCACAAACUAACAUCCCAACACUUGAUCAAACAGUUAACCAAUUGUUAGCAGCUGGACAAAGAAUGUUUAUUGACAUUAAAGACAAUGACACAAAGAUGGUCAAAGUGAUUUUGGACCUCUUUGAAAAAUACCCUGAAUUAGAAAGCAAAGCCUUGGUGACAUCAUUCUACCCUUUUUUGAUAUAUCAGAUUAGGAGAAAAAAUCCCAACAUAGUUUGCUCUAUGGCAUGGAGACCAUAUGCUUUCAUUUAUGAAUCAUUCAACUACGCUCAAGGGCCAGGUCCAAGACGUGCAAAAACUUGGUAUCUACACUUAUACCUGCAAAUCUGUGAUAUUUUACAGGAAUGGCUAUUGCCUCGAGUAACCUACUAUUUCUUAGGAUUAUCUGUCAUUCUUUUGCAUAAAGAUGCCUUAGGACCGAAAACUAUUUUGGAUUGGCGGAAUAAGGGAGUAAGAGUGAUGGCUUGGACAGUAAACAGUCCAAUAGAGAAGCAGUACUUAGCCAAAGUGCUUAAAAUAACUUAUCUCACUGAUACUUUCACUGGAGAGAGCAGUACUCAUUCAGGUCUAUGACGAUGACUAUUUUUUAUCAUUCAAUGUGUACUUGUGAACUAUGCAUUUGUCUACAAUUUUUUAAUUGAGUUUUAAUUUAUUGUAUGUAAUCGAAAAUUUACAAUUAAAGCAAUAUUGUGUAAACUGA